AUGCCAUUAAUUACAAACGAAGCACCGCAGCUGAUGAAGAAAGAGGCUUCUCUGUUGGAGUUACCAGAAGCCAUCUUGGAUAACAUUCUUGAGAGACUUUCGCCAAUUGAACUAUGUAGCAUGUCCGAGGUGUGCACUUGUUUGAUUGGCAGAUGCAGGAGUAAUGUAUUGUGGGAGAAACACGUACAACGUAGGUGGGGAAGACUCCUUGGUGAUGUGGCUUACAGAGAGUGGCAAUUUCAUGUGAUGAGGAUAAUGAAUAAAGAAAGCCCCUCACUACAAAGGAAUCCAGAGGGAUUAUUAGGAUCAUUUACUGGUGCUUGGCCUUUUUUAUGCCUUUGUUCAUAUUUGGAAAAUCCUGGAGACUUGGCUAGUUUAUUACUAUCGAAUUAUUCCAACAUGGCUUUGUAUGUAUCUCUUCAGAGGGGUCGAUUUUGGUUCCCUGCUCAAGUGUACAGGAUGACGCCGUUUCAGCUUCCAAGGCGAUAUAAUGGGCUGCUCAGCUAUGAACAUGUUUCAAACACCUUUCAAGCAAGGUGUCCAACGGACGAGUGGCGAUUGAUUGAGAAAAAUAUAACAUGGGAUCGGUUGAGACUACCCCCGAUUCACACUUCUCCAUAUACUCUUUAUGUGUCCAAUAACAAUGAUUUGAAACCUGGUGAUCAUGUUGAGGUCCAAAUGAGAAAAGGGAGCAGAACUUAUGAUUGGUGCUAUGGUGUUAUCGAUCACUUGGAAUCAUGUGAUAAAGACAUGAACAAUCAUUGCAGUUGUGAGCAUAGCGAAAUGCUAGUGGUGUCGUUCAAGCUUCAAUACUCACAAUGGAAAUCGAUAGCGAUAAAAAAAGAGGCGAAUGGGGAACAAAAAAUUGGACUUUGGAAGAUUGGAGGAAUUAGAAAACUGGAAGACUUGGAGGAUAUUCGGAGAUGGAACACCGAGCACCAUAUGCAGAUCUCAAGCUUAUCUUAUUAUGUAUAG
Messenger RNA from Prosopis cineraria, 975 nucleotides. RefSeq names its product F-box protein At2g26850-like. Lineage: Eukaryota; Viridiplantae; Streptophyta; Magnoliopsida; Fabales; Fabaceae. The transcript is spliced from 5 exons. Bases 1 to 975 code for a protein of 324 amino acids. Gene Ontology annotation, molecular function: protein binding. The record is from RefSeq and is a predicted model, not a curated record.